Messenger RNA from Camarhynchus parvulus, 834 nucleotides. Its product is annotated as erythroblast NAD(P)(+)--arginine ADP-ribosyltransferase-like. The coding region runs from base 1 to 834 and encodes 277 amino acids. Gene Ontology annotation, molecular function: NAD+-protein-arginine ADP-ribosyltransferase activity; NAD+ poly-ADP-ribosyltransferase activity. The record is from RefSeq and is a predicted model, not a curated record. NCBI's taxonomy places the organism in Eukaryota, Metazoa, Chordata, Aves, Passeriformes, Thraupidae. The transcript is spliced from 2 exons.
AUGGCCCCCUUGGCUCAGACCCUGGCACUGCUGGCAAUGACCAUGGCCACUGCAGCCAUUAAGGUGGUGCCCCUGGACAUGGCCCUGGACUCCUUUGAUGACCAGUACCUGAAGUGUAGGGAUGAAAUGACCAAGCAGCUGCCGGAACUCAAGCGCUCUGAUUUCCUCAAGAAUGGCACAUUUGAAAAGAUCUGGAAAAAGGCCACAGCUGAGUGUGAGAAACCAGGCUCCUGUUCAUCCACUCUGACCAAAGACCAGGCCAUAGCCCUCAUGGUCUAUACAAUGGGGGAUGUGUAUAAGGAGUUCAAUGAUGCUGUGCGCAAGGCUGGAAAUUCCAGACAGGAAUACCGGGACAAGUUCUACUUCAAAACUCUGCAUUUCCUGCUGACCGACGUCCUCCAGAAGCUGAAGCUGAGACGCCCUAAGGAGUGUCUGGAUGUGUUCCGGGGGGUGAAGGACUACCAGUUUAAGGUGAACACUGGCGCUAUAAUCCGCUUCGGUCAAUUCGCUUCGUCAUCGCUGGACAAAACGGUGGCCCAGGGUUUUGGGACAGACACGAUGUUCAAGGUGCAAACGUGCCACGGAGCCGACAUCCACAACUUCUCCUUCAAAAAAUAUGAGAAGGAGGUGCUGAUCCCGCCCUUUGAGACCUUUGAGGUCACCAAAGUCAAGAUGGAAGGAAGCGGGUUGAACAUUGAGCUUCGCUCCACUGGGACCUUCAGCAAGUACAACUGCGAGUGGCUGCGAGGUGGGAGUCUCGCCAGGAAUUCUCCCCACCUUGGGGGGCUUCUCCUGGCUACCGUGGCCAUGGCAGUGGCCAUUGGAACCCUCUGA